GCGAUCACGAAAACAAGAUAUCAAUAUUUUACUGAUAAAAACGAUAAUAUUUUGCCUCUGGAUGGCAAUGUGUGAUUGUUAUCGAUAGCUAAGUAUGAAAUGCGGCUUCAUGUGUUAUUUCUGAGAGUAUGAAAGAAUAGGCCAAAGAAUAUGCCUGGCUAAUAGUAAUAGACGGCUUGCGAAAAUAAAUUUCGGCCACGGUGUAUUAAUACACGUGGUAGUGUACACGAGUGCGAGACAAUACACAGCACGCAUCUCGUCUCAUCUGCACUACCAAUAAUUCCAAUAUAGGCCUACCGUGUUCGGCCAUAUUUUGAAAAGGAGUUUUCACAGGCAGUGUGAGUUUACCAUGAAUGACAUAAAAGUAAUGUUUUAAAUCAAAUAAUCACAAAAAGCAUUCGAAAUAUCAUGAACAUUUGAAGACAUGGACAGCUUGAAGUAAAUUGUUUGAAUAAGCUUGCUUAAAUAUAUUUGAAGUACAUGUACUUUUAUUCCAUGGUAAACAGUCCGUGAAAAGGGUCUUUUCAAAAUGGCCGAACUUUAUUUACGCAGGCUGUCUAUUGAAAUUCUUCUUCUGUUUCUUAACUUUGAUUUUACAUGUUUCUUCUAGCUCUCGUAUGUCGUUAUGCCUCAUACGGAUCAUUUCAAAGUGGAAAUCCUGGUUGGAGAUCGGCCCAUCCCUGAGUAUGAAAAAGAUGGUAAUAUCUACGUUGAGAGCAACCUAAAUGUCUCAGGAUUAUCUUACCAUGUCCGGCAGCGUGACAGGGUUGGAGUAGAGUAUGAAUCACAGAGAUGGCCUGUCACACCAUACAAGAUCUGUAUUCUUCCUCAACGUGGCAUACCAAAGCGUUACUUUGACAUCUUUGUUGACGGAGUAAAGGUGAAGAGUUGCAGCGCUGAUGGUAGCAAAGAAAGGAUAAUAUCAGGAUUCAAGGACAAGAACUGUGUGAGGGAAUUCUUGUUUUCCUUGCCAAGAUUUGCCAAAGACGAGGAAGACCGUCUGACUACAGGGCGUGAGACAAGAGUUAGUACAAUUGAGGUUGAGUGCUAUGAUGCAUUGCUGAUGUCAACAAAAGUUAAGUCGAGAAAACAACUCAAUUACGACCAGGCGAAUAAGAAGGACUGUGUCAGGGUCACGCAAGGCCAGUUCACCAUGUCAACAACCAAAGUUGGUAAUGUGCUCUACCGGAAGUAUCCUCACCGAGUUGUGCAUGUUUGGAGACGACUGGACUUCCUCAGCAAAGUGACCAUCCACUACCGCAUGGGUCACUCACUUCAGGAGAUGGGGUUUAGACUCAAGCCUUACCUAACACUAGCGAGAAGUGGAUCAUCGAGUGAUGACGAUGGCAAUGCUAUACCAUCAACAUCCAAUGGAAAACGCCAUAAGCCACAGAAUUCAAAUCCGAAAAAGUUAAAAAACAGGAUCUCGAAUAAUGAGCCAAUUGUUCUUCGUGACAGUGAUAGUGACGCUGAUGGCAAUUGUGUACAAAUAGAAGACAAUAAAGCAAAACUUCCAAUUUUGGUUGAUCUGACUGGAGACGAGGAAGGUGGGCCAAGUGAAUCAGGAGAUGGAGACGCCCAGGUGAAAGUGCCGUCGAUUAACAUUGAAAAUAAUAGCUGGCAGAAAGUCGAUGCUUGCAUACCUCGAGUCAAAAGUGAAAAGAACGAGAGAUCACUACCAAAGUUACAAAGGACAAAUUCAGAUUCACCCCUGUUGCGUUUGUCGCAUAACUCUCAUGAGAAUUCUCCAAUUGCUCUGAAUCUGCCUGCAGCGCAAGCGCCAUCUAUGGGGCACAAGUCUGGGGCUGUAUUUAGUUCCCCAAGUCCACCAGUAUCAGAAACUUUUUCAAAUCCGCAGGCUCCUUCAGAUUCUAGUCCAUAUGAUGCAAAACUUUUGUCUGUUGUUUCUAUGCACAGUUCACCUUUGGUAGCUAUUGCAUCUGAGAUGAUGAAGUCGCCACUGGCGAAAUGUACAACUGUGCGUAGUUCAACAGAGGCAGGAAGUUCAAUAGGAGAAGCCAGCGUGUCUAUCACUGGUAGUUCCCCGCUCGUGGCUAAUGUGCCUUUGCGAGCGAGUACGUCUUCAGCAUGUACUCAUGAAAGUGAAAAUGGAGAAAAUGGGGGAUAUGCAGUAUUUUGAGAUGUCCGUUGGUAAUUUUAGUACGUUACUUGUGUGUGUAUUGAUAAAAUUGAACAUUUUGGUUUAAAUCUGUCUUCAAUCUUGCCAAUUUGUUGUCGUUCCUGGCUGUGUUAAUGUCGAAUCAGUUAACUUGUAAUAUUGUUAAUACCUUGACAUGACAUAAGCGUGGUGUGACAUCACGUAAAUUUUUAGAUUUUCUUAACCAUUUGCCAUCUUUCCUUUACUCAAGGAACUACGAUUUUUUUACAAUGUAAUUCCUUGGUUUUAUCACUGUCAAUAACAUGGGUCAGUUAUCUUUUGUUAUCAUGACAAGCAAGAAAUUAAAGCACAGUGGCUUAUUGCAGUCCGAGCAUAUAGCUUGUGAUCGGAAGGACUUGGAUUCGAGGCCUUAGUCAAGAAAUUCUUUACUCCCGAUGCAUGGUUUUCGUAAGAUUUUAACAUUUUUGAUGGGGAAUCUUGGAAAACCUAUGCCUCUGAGAUGUUGUCAGUUUAUCCAUUAGCUUGCUGGCAGUGACGUAAUCUUUUAAGUCGUACAUUGGGUGACUUAGGCCGGACCAGUGGCAAUCUGUACUCUAAACUGGCCCUAAGUUGCCAAGUGUAGCAUGGUAUGUGUGUUUCUUGGUUUUUACAAAAAGGUUCUUGGUUAGGCUGGGGAGGAAUUAAGGUAAAGCACUUUUUUGAAUAUAUACAUAUCUUUAUUCAGAAAAAUGUGACAUUAAAAAUACAUUUCAGGAAAGGGGGAGCAUAAAAAAGCAAAGAAAUUAUUAAACCCAAUGCCCCCUACAGUUUCAAAUUUAUAAAUCUAACGUCGGCACAAAGAACAGUCCCUACCAAAAAGAAAAUCUUGCAAUGUAAGUAUUAAAAAGGGGUGGUGGAAAUCGUUGAUGAAGUUCACGGUAAAGAACUUUGUUAUUGAGACUGUACAAAAGUUAAAGAUGGUUGAUAAGAACUUCCAUUUUAUUGUAAUAUAUAUUGUGUGGAAGACUUCCAUAAAUCAUUUAUGAGAUGCUUUCAUUCUUCACUCGAGGAAUUGUACGUCAUAUUGUGGCAAAUGUCUCGACAGCCGGAACAUUUCACUCAAAAAGGCAUCCGAAAUUUGUUGAUUGAGCAGAGCACAAAGGUCAGCAGAGCUAGUCAAAUAACCUAGGAAAAUGUCUGUCUGUAUACUGUCACACCCCAAAAAAUUGGUUUUGGCCGACGUUUUUUAACGGGGAGGGCUGCACCAGAUCUAUUGACGUACAAUUGUUGCCCUAUGAAAGGGCUACAAAUUCUUUUUGAAAAUUCUGCCGAUCGCCCUUUUUUCUGGCCGCCAGGCGCCCGGGAAUCGUGAAGGCAAUAUUCGCUCGGGGAUAAAACAGUCCAUUGCGACCAAGCUUGUUUGAAUCCUACGCUGCCAAAUCCUAAAAAUUUGCCAAAUUUAGUUUGAAAUUUUAUCACCUGGGGCGCUACAAGGUAAAACAUGUUCAAAAUAUGCUAAUGUUCCCGCCGAUUGACGUCAACACAUUCGUCGUCAUAAUUAUGGUGACCCAAUUCGUUGGUCCUGGUAGAUUUCAUGCUCACAAAAUCCUUUUGACCAUAUAUUUUUCAAUGCAUCAUCAUGCUGUUAUGAAUAA
Messenger RNA from Lineus longissimus, 3753 nucleotides. RefSeq lists its product as uncharacterized. Lineage: Eukaryota; Metazoa; Nemertea; Pilidiophora; Heteronemertea; Lineidae. Bases 626 to 2140 code for a protein of 504 amino acids. The record is from RefSeq and is a predicted model, not a curated record. The transcript has 6 exons.